Molecule: messenger RNA, 886 nt
Organism: Sinocyclocheilus rhinocerous
Lineage: Eukaryota; Metazoa; Chordata; Actinopteri; Cypriniformes; Cyprinidae
Product: 28S ribosomal protein S21, mitochondrial-like
Exons: 2
Coding region: 70-333 (87 amino acids)
Biological process (GO): translation
Cellular component (GO): ribosome
Molecular function (GO): structural constituent of ribosome
Source: RefSeq, a predicted model, not a curated record
UUCCGGGAACUGGCUGCUCAACGGAUCGCAUUUCCACCCGUGCACAAUUGACGGUAACACGGACGAAACAUGGCGAGCCACCUUCGCUUCGUCGCUCGGACUGUCAUGGUCCAGAACGGCAAUGUCGAUGCGGCAUAUGGCGCGCUGAGCAGAGUGCUGUCUUCUGAUGGAAUAAUUGAAUCUGUGAAGCGUAGAAGAUACUAUGAGAAACCCUGUCGUAAGCGAGAGAGAAAGAGCUACGAGAACUGUAAGAGAAUCUACAACAGUGAGAUGGCCAGAAAAAUAUCUUUCGUAUCAAGGACACAAAGACAAGAUCCAUGGGUUGGAUGUUAAGAUGACAAACUGACUGUUCAUGUUGACCCACACGUGAGUCAGGCACAGUGAUCUGCCUCACAAAAUAAAGAUCCACUGGAACAUUUUACAUGUUCACCAUCAAAAAAUCAUUGCAGGACUGUGUUCUGUCUUAACCUUAUUUCCAUUUUGGAUGUUGAGAUAUUGUUGACUUAACAUAUUGUCUAUAAAUUGUUGUAUGUUGGUAAUAAUAAAAAGCGUAAGAACUUUUCCAUUAUUUACAAUAGGUGCAUUGUCAAAAAAAUAUACAUUUGUGUUUUAUUGGCUGUAAAAAGUAUAUUUUCUGAACAUUUGAAAACUGAUAGCAAUUAAAAUGUGCACAUUGAGCAAAGUUUUAAGUAGUAAAUGAAUUCAAAUAAAAGGUAAACAUUUUAAAACAUGCACAGCAGGAAUGAAGUGGGGACAGAUUAAGCGUAGUCACACUUUAAUCUGAUCUUUUCUUCAUGCUAACAUUUUGAAAAUGCAAAAAUUUAGUACUUUAUCCGGUGCACCUUUUACAAGAUACACAUUUUUCCAUCAGUGGAAAAUGGGCUAU